AUGCAACCAAUGAACGUCGUCAGCCCCCCACGACACGCCGACGACGCCGUGCCAAUUGGGGCAUGCUACGCGCUCAAAGCACCGCUGAAGGAGGCGCCCCGACCGGUCGGCGAAUGGGACGCCAAGCGCAUCGCCGACUUUGCACUGUUUGCGGCGCUUGCGUUGAGCGGAGCAGCGCACGCCGUUUCCGCCGCCAUGCAGGAAGUGAAUGCGACCGACAGUGCGACCGACUGUGCCACCCUGCACGGCCGGCUGCUUGCGGGCAAGGCGCCCCGCGCCAGUACAGAGGAAGACAAUGAGGCUCUCCAUGCACUCACGGGCAGCAUCGGUCUCAUGCUCUUCGAGGCCACGCUGCUGCCCUUUGUGCUCGCCACGUGGGCCGCGCUGCUUGGGCUCGGCACCCGGCGCGCCAAGGACGUGACGCGCGCCGCUGUCGCGCUCGUGUUGCUCGCGCUGGCCUGCCUCCUCCGCUCUUAUAGGGAGCCGGUUACGCGUGGCGAGCUGUUCGAGCUCGCAUUCAUCAUCGGCACCGUGCACUUUAUCAACGGUCUCUUCAUGCUCGAGGAUGACCCGGAGGCGGACGUCGCGGCGCUCGUGCGUAAGUACCGUCGCGCGCUCAGCCUGGCGGGCACGGGCAUCGCGAUGGGCUACUUCUUCAACUUUGUGCAGCCCAUCGUUCGCGCCAUCGAUGGCGGCAAGAAGCGCUCGCCGGGCAGCGCGGCUGCCACUUUGCCAAUCAUGCUGGGCGGCAAGGAUGAGGCGUUGCUUCGAGGCUCAUGCGCGCUCAACAUCCUCAUCCCGCGCGAUCUGCCCGACGCGGAUCUGCGCGGCGAGAUCCGCAAGCUCGCCAGCCCAAGCGGCACGAUUAUCGGCGACCAGGGCUUCCGCCCGAUGCCCGUCAACUUUCUGCCGCCCACCCAGGCGCCGCACCCGGAUGGCAUGUUCGACAUCCCCACGGCGGUCGGCGCGCUCUAUCAGCGCCGGCGCCACCAGAAGGAGCUCGAUGAGCAGGCGAUGGCGGAGGAGGACCAGGCCUUCAAUGAGCAUGCCUUCAGUGUCGUGGAGCGCCACGUGUCUGCCGCGAUGAACUGUGCGCAGCGACCGUGCCGCCUUCUAGUGAGCGCACGCUCCCUCCUGGCGAGCCUGCUGCGCGACGACGUGACUAGCGCGAACACGGCGACCGCGGGCGCGCCGGUGGACACAUCGGAGGUGUCGCUCGCCUUUGAGUUGACCGAUUUUGCAAACGCCCUCAUCGGCCUCAUCGAGCGCGACCCGCUCGCACGCAAGCACGUGCGCGUGUGGUCCGUGCCGCCGCCACCCUUUGACAUGCAGAUGAUUGCUGGCCUGUGCCGCGCGUGUGACGACGCUCCAUCGCCAAACGAGGACAAUAGCUACAAGAAAAAUGUGUACCUUGUCUAUUCCACAAAACGACAAAAAAUCUGCAUCGAUCCAGCGUUCUUCUCGAUCGACAUCCAGGGCUUCAAGGGCGUGAACGACACCAUCGACCACGUCGCAGGCGAUGGCGCGCUCCACCACUACGCCGCUCUGCUGAGCUCGGUGGUGAAGGAGGCUAGUACCGAGGAGAUGAAGGGGGUGGUGUACCGCACUGGCGGAGACGAGCUGUCGGUGAUCUGGAGCAAGGCCUCAGGGGCGCCACGCGACGGGUUCCGCCACAAGGUCGAAGCCGUCGCACAGACCCUGGCGAAGGUCGACCACGUGGUGAAGGGCGAGAAGGACGGCAUGGCCGUCGAGGCUCCCACGUUCCUUCGGAUCGGAGUCGGGCCGACCCACCACCUUGCCGAUCAGCCCGCCGAGAUCCGGUCGCAAGUGUACAUGAAGGCCUUUGGUUCCCUCGAUGCGCGCGGGCAGAUGGUUAGCCGAUCAGAUGCCCGGCUCGAGGGUGUGGCCAUGUGGAUGGCUGUGUGGGAGUAA
This is a messenger RNA of Emiliania huxleyi CCMP1516, 1932 nucleotides long. RefSeq lists its product as hypothetical. Bases 1 to 1932 code for a protein of 643 amino acids. NCBI's taxonomy places the organism in Eukaryota, Haptophyta, Isochrysidales, Noelaerhabdaceae. The transcript has 2 exons. The record is from RefSeq and is a predicted model, not a curated record.